AUGCAGAGGCUGUGUCAGCGACCCAACGGGUGGGUCGAAUUCAUGAUAUAUGCCAGUUCGCACCCAAACAUCCCGCGCAAUAUCCGAGAAAGGGCAGCGCUGUAUCAGAGUCUGAAAAGAAAAGGUACCCUGUUCGGGCACACGGCAGGACCAUUGUGCGAGCGGGUGCUGCGCCGGCAGGGGGCCGCCGAGCAUCUACCUCUCUCGACGCGUACCCCUGCGCCGAGGACGCCAACACGGCCGCCGCGACCUCCACCCAGAACCCCACGAGCCCCACAGAGACAGCCCACGAGGGAGAGAAUCGCCGCCUCCGUUCACGUGCUGCCCCCACUCGUUCCCAGCCGGGCAAGACGGGUGCUGAUACCGGAUACAGGUCGCGUGUCCAGCAUCUCCGAGCUACCGUUCUCGCUCAACGGGUUCUCGGAUGCGACGGUCGAUAGGGCAACGCGUCUCGUGAGCGACGGCGCCUUGGCGCCCGCCCCUCUCCAGUACCAAGUCGGCCCCGAUUUGAACGGUAUGAGCGUCCAACGUCAGGACAUGUUGACUCUCCAGCGUCGAGAGACCAUAACGGACGAUAUCGUGAACGGAAUGUGCACCCUCAUCACCCACGAGGUCCCAAACGCAUUCGCUUUGCGUUCGGUCGCGUACAGCCUGGCGACACACUACCAAAAUGGCCCAUUGCUCUCCGCCAAUCACCCGGACGUCGUAUCCGGUAGAUUGCAGGCGUACUCGAUGAACGCCGUGAGCCAGUUUCUUCCACAACAGCCACAGAGGUGGAUCUUCGUGCCCAUCAAUCAGGCCAAUUAUCACUGGGUUAUCGUGGUCUACGAUGCACACGAGAGGAAACUAAUAGGAUACGACCCCCUCUUCAGAACGAUGACCGACGAGCUGAACAACGUGGAGCGAAUCCUCUGGGAUGGGGGUAUCUUGGACGGGCCGGUUGAGAAGAUCAACGGGACGGAUAUGCCCCGUCAAACGGAUUCCAUCAACUGUGGACCGGCCAUAAUAGUGUACAUGUUGGCCAUCUCGCGGACCCGAGCACUCCCUGAGCUGUCGGCCCCGGUGCAGAGCUUGGUACGAACGUACACCGCAUGCUGCAUCUUCAGCAACACCCUGGCGUACACGGGCCAAGGAACCGUAGCUCCGGGCCGAGGGGUGGUCAACAUGACCACGAACUCGAUCGGAGUCGCAAACAUGGUCCUAACAAGGGCGCAGCAGAGGGCUAGGCUCCCACCGCUGCGGGAUGAGACGAGCGGGGCCUGGAUUCUCGGCCGCGCGGUGCCGAACGUCGUCUACGACUAUGACUCAAACGGCAAUGCCGCCGAAGAGAAGGUCUUGUCGUUCGGAGCUCCGGGGAGAUGGGUGAUGAUGACCUUUCGCCAAUGGGAAGCCCAGCUGCUGUCGGACGUGUGGAGCCCCCAACCGAACCCGUACGACAUAGAGACUCUCAUCCAAUUGCUCAGCUCGGUCCCCUGUCAUGCCAGCUGCCAAGGUCUUCUCCAGAAGCUCACAACUGGGGUCUGUCGCCAGAGCUUUCAGUACCUCACGGUCGGUUUAGGCCUCUUCCGGACCCUGCUGACCAAUAACAAAGACGACUUGAUCAAGGUUCACCAGAUGCUGAAGUCCACCUUCUUUGCGGCGCUCUUCUUCCGCAGGUGGAAAGGGCCAGGCAAUCCCUACCCAUACAACGGUCGAAGCACAUACCAGCUCUUGGCAGAGACCAACCUGGCCGGUUGCAUUCCCGAGAAGCACCGGAUGAUUGUGGAUGGGCGCGCAGACGGAAUGGCCACCGCGCUCCUGAGAAACGUCCUAAGCCUGUACUACAGCCUGUCCAGGGCAGCCUCGAGGGAAUUCGCAAAGCUUCCCAUCGUCAAUCUAGCAAAGGGGGUCGACCCCAACGAGAUCGUGCCGGCCCCGAUGAAAACGGCGCAUACUGUAAUGGACGAGCUGAAGCUCAGCCUCGGCGUGCUGUCAAAGCUAGAGGCCAAUCGCCGCAUAGGAAGGAGGGUCAACGGGGUUUUCUGCCUCGAAUCCAACCAUCAGAUCGUCAGCUCAAUCCGGAGGUUCGUCCAUGGGGAGAACCGCCACGAAUGCAUGAGGGAGUUGGAUGUUGUGAUGGCUCACGCCCGAGAGAAGAGCUUAGAUCUCAUCAAUUCGCGAUUCUUUGACGAGGGGCCCGUGACGAUCGACGUCACGAAAGCGUCGUCCGAACUUCGAGGCCUCGCACUCUAUCUAACGAGCUCGAUCAAAGGCAUAGAGGCGCUGCAAUUGACAUACAUGGGAGAUGCAAACACCGUAGCUAAAUUGGACCUGAUCAGGAACCAAGUGGACGAGAUCAUCUCAAACAUCGACGACUUCUUGGGCCCCAAGAAGUCGAGAGCUGAUCCAGAAUGA
Messenger RNA from Klebsormidium nitens, 2394 nucleotides. NCBI's taxonomy places the organism in Eukaryota, Viridiplantae, Streptophyta, Klebsormidiophyceae, Klebsormidiales, Klebsormidiaceae. The record is from the annotation of a GenBank genome assembly.